Nerophis lumbriciformis (worm pipefish) is the source of this 3275-nucleotide messenger RNA. RefSeq names its product v-akt murine thymoma viral oncogene homolog 1 (gene akt1). NCBI's taxonomy places the organism in Eukaryota, Metazoa, Chordata, Actinopteri, Syngnathiformes, Syngnathidae. Gene Ontology annotation, molecular function: ATP binding; protein serine/threonine kinase activity. Gene Ontology annotation, biological process: protein phosphorylation. The record is from RefSeq and is a predicted model, not a curated record.
ACCCGGGAGAGCAGGCUGCCACAGAGGCAUUGCAGACAGUGCGUUUGGGAGGUGUAGUGGAAGAAAAGCAAGAGAAACGGAGUAAAUGAGAGCACUUUUGUCCAGAUUGUUGAAGGACUUAUCAACUUAAUAUCCCGCCGAAACAGCUCACUAGAAUGAGACGGACACAUUGUUGAAUUCCUGUCCAGAUAACCACAAGCCUUGUGCUCUGGGCUGAUUAAAGACAACUUGGGAAAAGAAGUGACUCUCCCUGUGGAAAUCCUGGAUCCUUUACCCUGUCCACCAACAUGACCAAUGUGGUGAUCGUCAAGGAGGGAUGGCUGCAUAAAAGAGGAGAAUACAUCAAGACCUGGAGGCCAAGGUAUUUUCUUUUGAAGAGCGAUGGUACAUUCAUUGGCUACAAAGAGCGACCACAAGAUGUCGACCAGCUGGAAACCCCCUUAAAUAACUUCUCUGUAGCACAAUGCCAGCUGAUGAAGACGGAACGACCCAAGCCCAACACAUUUAUCAUCCGCUGCCUGCAGUGGACCACUGUCAUCGAGCGCACCUUCCACGUAGAAACCCCUGAGGAGAGGGAAGAGUGGACAAAAGCUAUUCAGGCAGUAGCAGAAGGCCUGCAGAAACAAGAGGAGGAGAUGAUGGACUCCUCUCCAGACCCAAUGGACAUGGAGGUCUACCUGACCAAACCCAGACACAAAGUGACUAUGCACGACUUUGAAUACCUCAAGCUCCUGGGAAAAGGCACUUUUGGAAAAGUUAUCCUGGUAAAGGAGAAGGCCACGGGACGCUACUAUGCCAUGAAGAUCCUAAAAAAGGAGGUGAUCGUAGCAAAAGAUGAAGUGGCGCACACACUCACAGAAAACAGAGUCCUCCAGAAUUCAAAGCACCCAUUCUUGACAGGGCUGAAAUACUCUUUCCAAACACACGACCGCCUUUGCUUUGUCAUGGAAUAUGCAAAUGGAGGCGAGCUUUUCUUCCACCUUUCAAGGGAUCAAGUAUUCUCAGAGGAGCGAGCUCGGUUCUACGGUGCAGAGAUUGUGUCGGCACUUGACUACCUGCAUGCCGAAAGAAACGUGGUCUACCGAGAUCUAAAGUUGGAAAAUUUGAUGCUGGAUAAAGAUGGACACAUCAAGAUAACAGAUUUUGGCCUAUGCAAGGAGGGGAUCAAAGAUGGCGCCACCAUGAAAACUUUCUGUGGAACACCAGAGUAUUUGGCACCUGAGGUACUGGAGGACAACGAUUAUGGCCGUGCUGUGGACUGGUGGGGUCUUGGCGUGGUGAUGUAUGAGAUGAUGUGCGGUAGGCUGCCGUUUUACAACCAGGACCACGAGAAGCUGUUUGAACUUAUCCUCAUGGAGGACAUCCGCUUUCCACGGACACUCGGUCUGGAGGCACGCUCUCUGCUCUCCGGACUCCUCAAAAAAGACCCCAUGCAGAGGUUAGGCGGCGGUCCUGAUGAUGCCAAGGAAAUUAUGCAACACAAGUUCUUUGCUGGGAUCGAAUGGCAGGACGUUUAUGAGAAAAAGUUGGUCCCGCCCUUCAAGCCCCAAGUUACCUCGGAGACAGACACUCGAUAUUUUGAUGAGGAGUUCACUGCACAGACCAUCACCAUUACGCCACCCGGACAAGACGACAGUAUGGAGUCUUUCGACAGCGAGCGGAGACCCCACUUCCCUCAGUUCUCCUACUCUGCCAGUGGAGUGGCCUGAACCACACUUCCGCAUUCCUCUGGUCCCUCCGUCAACUCCUUCGACCUAUGACCUCUUCCCCUUCCACUUGACUGCACCCUCUAUUAAGACUGGCUCGUCCUCCUAGCGUUCUCUGCGGAACAUCACCUCACCUCAUCACCCAGCCUGUGUUCUGCAGGAAGCAGGAAGGGCAAGGGUACACAAACAGAGCCGUUUUUUGUUUUGUUUUUUUCCUGUGCAAGCGUGCCCUUAACACUAGUCUUCAUCUUCCGAUUGUCAUGUUGUGUAGCGUGCACACACACACUCACACACACACACACACACACACACACACACACACACACACACACACACACACACACACGUUAACUUUGAUGCAAAAAUCGGGCCACUGCCAUGAGUUUCAAGAAGGGCUGUUAUUUCGUCUGUCCUAUUUGAACGGGAAUCAAUCAUUUCAAGUGGAAAUAAUAAAUAGUACCAUGGACUAUAAACAUACAAUAAUUCAGUGUGUGUGUGUGUGUGUGUGUGUGCGCGUGUGUGUUGCUUGUGUUCUCUUCAAAUCAAAACCAAACCUUUCAAGACAUUUACAGAGUCUCAAAAGUGAAUGUACCGUCUGAAAUAAAGUUAAUGUUUCCUACAUGUACACAACACCUCAGUGACUGUAAUGAAUCAGUUGUGCGAAAGGCAAAGAGGGUUUGAUUCUUGUUAAGGUAAACCUCAAGAGUGUUUGCACACAAAGAUGUUUCUAGUUCUCGUUGCCUUCCUUUUUUUUUCAGAAUGCUGCACAGCAAACACCUCUCGGGGUUACCCUUCCGAUCCGAAUCGGCCGGGCCCUGGCUGACCCCUCAGAACCUCUUCUCUCUUGUAGAUUUUCCUUCUAGUAAAAGUAUUGGGUGUUUCCCAUCCAGUGCUUCCUCUGCAGCCUCAGUGAGGUCACUUUAACAUGAUACGUUUCUGUAGUAACACAAAGUGGGCUUCAGGGGAAAACACCAAUUUGCGUCUUACAGGGGAUUUAUGUCCCUUUGCCAACUCCUUAUUUAUAUGAGACCAGCAUUUACCUAUUAUUAACAAGUUUUAAUGUGCCAAUGAAAUGCACCUUGCUGCCCCAAAAUGAUUGUAUUUGGACUUUGUAUUUGUGGUUGGUAAAGACUAAAUUACUGUGUGAUAUUCAAUUGUUGUGGAUGAAUUCAAACAUUUUUUAAAAACAAGGCUGGGGCUAAACCAGCACACUUUGAAGUGUGAUGAGGUUUCCAAUGUGAUUAAAAUGACAGAUAAUCAUUUUUUAAAAGUGCAUUAUGCCUUAUUGAAUGUAACGGUUUUUAUUCUAUGUUUUCACUUAAAAUGUUUUUGUUUUGUUUUAAUCUGAUUGUUGCUUAUUCCUAAUGCACAUCCUCUUUCCUGUCACCUUCUGAAAAAUAGGGAAAGUCAUUUUGUAUUUUUUAUUUGUAUUGCAACUUUUUUUGUACCAUCCCUACCAUAAGAUUCGCAAGACUGAGGACACCAGCUUUAGUAAACAAAUAAUAUAAACUUUGUACACUGUUUUUACUUGUUUCUUUCAAACUGAUUGAAUAAAAGGUCUUAACAAUG